Molecule: messenger RNA, 3238 nt
Organism: Neocloeon triangulifer
Lineage: Eukaryota; Metazoa; Arthropoda; Insecta; Ephemeroptera; Baetidae
Exons: 31
Coding region: 59-3160 (1033 amino acids)
Cellular component (GO): external side of plasma membrane
Molecular function (GO): carbohydrate binding
Source: RefSeq, a predicted model, not a curated record
UGCCAGUGCAUUGCUUGUGUAUCGUGCUGGUGCUUAUAAUUUUAAUUUUUACCGAAACAUGAAAAUUUACGUAAAAAUUUCAAUAUGCUUGGUUUUGACUAUGUAUGUAAUCACAUGCGAAUCAAAGGACAGCAAAUUAAAAAACGUGACCAAGAAAAGUGAAAAUGUGAAAUCGAAACAGUCUCACGCGCAGCCAAGUGCUCACGGUGGAUCAAAAAAAUUGAAGUCAGGCAGCGCAGGAAAUAGGAUUAAAAUAAGGAGAACGAUAAUAUCUUGCUGCGGACAAAAAAGUUGCAGCAGUUCCUCUUCAAAAAGGAUUCACAGAAAAAACGAGACGAUUAUCCCAAAUGAUGCUUCCAAAGUUAAGAAAAUUAUCAGAAACGAGCUAAAUGGUCCUUCAAAAAAGACAGUUGUUAUUGGGAAAAAGAAAUAUAAAUUUCCUCCCGAAAAAGCCACAUAUGAUGAGGCUCAAAAGUUUUGCUCUGACCAGGGAAUGGAAUUAACUUCAAUCGCUGAUAGCAAGGAAGCGGCCAGAAUUGAUGAAUAUCUCAAUUACAUUGGACUUGGUUCUGAACCAGUUUUUUCUUCCGCAAAUGAGCAAUCCAUGGCCUCGCUCAAAUGGGGAACAGGGAGUCCUCCCGGCGGCCCAGGUGACUGCCUCACUCAAUAUCAGGGGGCCCUUUACAAUGCCUCCUGCGAUCAGCAACUUUCCUUCUCCUGCCAAGAAAUGCCUUUGCCCGACGGCGUCACAACCCCAGCCACUUUGGACUCGAUCGCUGACGCUGUUCUGAAUUUCGUCGGUGGAAAAAACAUUGUGGUGCCGUCUGAAAAAGCAAAUGCGACUGAAGCAAAUAAACUUUGCAAAAAUCAAGGCAUGGAGCUCAUGAGUCUUGAUAGCAUCACGCAGCUAGAUUCCGUUCAAGACUUCUUAGGAGACAUUGGCCUUUCAACAUCCACCCUGAUGACUUCGAUGAAAAAGGUCACUGACGGAGGAAGCAACUGGUUGGGCGAUUUGGCUUCUGCUUUUCUGCCAAACGCAGACCCGAAGAAAGAUGGAGACUGCAUGGGUUUGAAUUCUUUGGGCAUCACGGGCAUCAACUGCGACACGGUCUCUAAUUUUGUUUGCGAGGCGCCGAAACCGAAACUGAUCGGCGAAAAAGGACAAGAGCUCCCUUUCAGCCAGGACUUGCUCAAUCAAGCGACAGCCUUUCUGUCGGGAUCUAAAAGCGAAGAAAUCCCAAAAUCCAGCACUGUUCAAAACUCAAAAGGCGCAACACAAGCCGCGUCAAAGGAUGCAGUGCCUGAAAACACCGAAAAAUCACCUGAUUUAAAAACAACUGCUGGUGAGGUUGAAACAACCAAGAGUGUAGCAACUGUUGCGGAAGUGGUGACGGAAAGAUCAACUAGUGCAGAUGUUGGAUCAGCAACCAGCAGCACAGCAAUGAAACAAACACCUUCGUCGGAAGCAACUGACGCAAUUUCAACAUCGUCUGCUGACGGCACUUUAACAACCGAUGCUAGCCAACCUGCCAGUUCUGCUUCAUCAUUGAGUCCUGAUGCAGGCUCUACAAGCUCCAAUACUUCUGAUAAAACUUCCAGCACUAACAGCACGACCAAUACAACCGACGACGCAACUUUGUCUUUAAAUACAAACUUCACCGUCAACGGAAAGAGUUAUCUCAGCCCAAACUUUACUACGACGCAAGAGAACGCAAGUGCGUGGUGCAAUGCUUCCGGAAUGGCCCUAGUAAUGUUUGAAACCAAAGAGGAGUAUCUUGCUGUGCAAGAUAUCAUCAGUAGCAACAAAACACUCAACUCAAUUACAUUUUUCACUGGCAUGGCAAAAAAGAACGGAUCUAUUUUCCCGCCACUGCAUUAUUGCUCUGACGGAUAUUUCGAUCAAUACAACAAAACGGACGAGGGAAAGUGCAUUGUGCUGCAUGGCAAGAGUAUUUCCGAUAAGCCCUGCACUGACAGUAGGAAUUUCCUAUGCGAAGAGAGGAUAGUUCCACUAUCAGUCAACAAAUCCUUGGGCAACAAUUACUUCAUUCCAAUGGGAUACAACGUUUCGCAAUACGAAUUGAGAACCUAUUGCAGAGGGAAUUCGCUGGCAGAUUUGGCAAUUAUAGACAAUCCAUAUGAACUCCUCGGUGAGCUUGAUCACUUCAUUGACGCAAUGGGUCUAUAUAAUUCCACAUUCUACUUAUGGAUGAGGAAAGAUGGAAAUGAUUUUCCUGAUAAAUUAAAUGGAACAAUUUUGCCUUGGGCGCCGGGCCAACCGAUCAAUGACAACGCUCAUCAUUGCCUAAAAUUGUACAACAAACUUCUGAGCACCUCCACUUGCAACGAGCCAGCACUCGGAAUUUGUGAAUUGAAAUCCCAUGCAAAUCUAAGUGUUGUUGGAAAAACUUUCAAUGUGUCGGGAAAAAGAUACGUAUACAGCGCCCAAUAUAUUCGGCCGAUACAUGGAAGCAUUUACUGCAAGGACAUAGGAAUGCAGAGCUUAGUAGUGGAAACUUUAGCCGAGCAUCAAGCUAUUUUAGCUGCUAUCCAAACAAACUCUCUUCAAACUGUCAAGAUGUAUAUCGGCUUAAAAAGAGCCAGUGGCACCAUAUCUUGGGAGGGAGGAGCGAAUUUCGACAUGAGCACCAUCGGCUGGACUGCGGUUCCAAUCUCUGAUUUCAACUGUGGAGCAUAUUUGUCAACUGCGGUGAAUUUCUCGGAUUGCAAGCCUGCUAAUAAAAUUGCAUGCGAAGAUGGACCACCCAAAUUUGAAGGAUUGGUAUACAAAAAUUACACUUCUGGAGGAUCUACGUAUUUCUUGGUUCAUGUUUGGAAAUCUUAUGAUGAGGCCCGAGCGCUUUGCAAACAGAACGGAGGAGAUUUGGUAGUAUUUGAGUCGAGCGCAGAAGUGGAUGCCGUCAAUACUUUCCUUGCAGCUAAUUUUAAACAAAACGAUCAAAUUUUCAUCGGAUUGGACAAAUUAAACAAGGGGAGUUUCCAAUGGAUAAACAAUGCGAGCAUGGCCAACACGAACUGGAAUUCUGGAGAGCCAGAUCCCAGCAAAGCAAGUUGGGCACACUGCGCUAGUACGCAGAGUAAAAAGUGGAUUACCCUAGGGUGCACUGGCAACACACAAGUUUUGUGUGAAAUGCGAUGAAUAAUUUGCAAAAGUUUCGUUUUUCUUUUCAUUUUGACAUACCUCGGUUAAUAAAACGCAACCUGGAUUCCAAUUGAA